Bombus huntii is the source of this 8093-nucleotide messenger RNA. It is a transcript of the gene jar, whose product is annotated as myosin heavy chain 95F. NCBI's taxonomy places the organism in Eukaryota, Metazoa, Arthropoda, Insecta, Hymenoptera, Apidae. The record is from RefSeq and is a predicted model, not a curated record. Gene Ontology annotation, molecular function: ATP binding; actin filament binding; microfilament motor activity. Gene Ontology annotation, biological process: actin filament organization; endocytosis; vesicle transport along actin filament. The coding region runs from base 3566 to 7303 and encodes 1245 amino acids. Gene Ontology annotation, cellular component: myosin complex; cytoplasm; endocytic vesicle. The transcript has 24 exons.
UUAAAAGCUACAGCUGUGCCAAUGAAUUGCUUAUGUGGGACCAAAUUUGUUUUCAUGCCAUCCGUUCUCUGUUUCCUUUCUAUUGCGUAUCUUCUUUUAUGCUGUUAAUUAUAUAAUCUUCCAAGGUGAAUACCAAUCAGCUGCUAUAGCUUGGUUCUUACCGAUUCGUCCUUCCUCUUCUCGAUAAAUCUUACAUCACACUUAUUUGCGAAAAUAUACUAUUUGAUAAGAGUGUACGUGCGGUCGAAGUAGUCGAUUCGUUUCGUGUAUAUUUUUAUAUUCACGGAUUGAAUUAUAAAUAUAUUGAAAAGAAAACUUUACAAUGCAGGUAAAAGAUAAGGAUUUGUACUGAACAUUAAAUGGUCAAGUAUUUGUGUAAUUUUUUAAAAGUAACAUUGUUGGGACCCGAAUUGACUAACGUAGUAUAAGCCAUAUGUUAACCAAAAAGGGGUGAGUGAACUAGGGGGGAAAGCAUGAUUUCCGAGUGUGUACAGAGAGAAUGUGCAACAAAGAACGUAUAGAUAACUUGGCUCGUGUACAAUUAUUAUUUCAAUAUACUAAAUACAUUUAUACUUUUUCUUUUACAAUUUUACGCUUGAUUGAUUAAUCUCAUCAGGUUAUGAGCCCAGAGUAGGUGUAAAAGAGGUAGAAAUAAAAGAGAAAACGAAAGAAAUGCCUUAACGGACAAUCGGGAGGGUAAUCACGGAUAACAAAAAGAUAAAAGAUCAGAGUUUCAAAAAGAGUAUUUCAAAAGAGAAAAUGGAUUCAGCACAGUAUUUUCCCCAGUUAUACGCAGAGAAUUUCAAUAACUGGAAAUUUCGAGUUAAAUGCCUGUUGACUGAAAGACAGAGAGAUGAUAUGUUAUGCGUCGAAAUCAUUCGCGUCAUUCGCGCGGGAUAAAUAUAGAAGGAGUUUUAUAUUAAAAGACGCAAAGCCAAGUCAAUAGUGGUGCAGUGUAUUAUGGACAAGCAUCUAUAUCUAGUGAAAGGUGCAUUCACUGCAAAAGAAAAGAUUUUGCAAAAUAUGUUUAAGAGAAAAAGCACGUUUUCAAAGUUGCAUUUAAGGAGAAAGCUAUUUUCAUUGAAGUAUGGACAAAAUGAAAAUUUUUUUCUUAAAAUAUGACACCAUCAUAAAGGAGAUGGAAAAUGUGGAAUCCAAAAUAGAUGAAUCUGAUAAAAUUUGUCAUCUACUGUAGACAAUGCCUGAAGACUAUAACACUAUGAUAACUGCUAUCGAGACAAUGAAUAAUAAAGAAGUCACUUUAAACUUUGUCAAAACUAGGCUGCUUAAUGAGGAGUGAAAAAUGAUGAGCAAGAUGUUGAAUAAGAAAAGCAAUAAUGGCCAGGAACAGGUAAAAAUCCAUAUAACUAGUGAAGAUAAAGGCUACAAAGAAAGGUGACUUUGUUGCAAUGUACAAAGAGUAAUAGGUGAUAUUCGGCAUGGAAGACAUAGAAAUUGUGGGAAAAAACCAUGUUAUUUUGCAAAAAGGGGAAUAACCUACAUAUCUUGAAAUUAAGGCCUAAAAAAGAUGAGGUUUGUGUAAGUUUGGAAGCAAGUCAGAUCUAAAAGGCUGAACUGUGACGCAGAGAGUUGGCCAUUUGGAUAAAAAAGGUAUGAGAAUUCUAGGACUACCAAUAAACAGUGACAAUUGCUCCAUGUGUGUGGAAGGCAAAGGUGCAAGACCCAUUUUUUAUGAAGGAAAGAAACAAUCUCAAAAAAUAGGAGAUUUGAUACACUCCAAUACAUCAGGAUCAGUAACUCCAUGUACUCUAGAUAGACAUAGGUAUUUUCAAGUGGCGACAGAUGACUACACCUACUUUACAAUAAUGUAUCUAUUAAAACAAAAGAAUGAAGCUGAAGAAAAUUUUAAAAAUUAGAUAGCAGAAAUUAAAACCCAAUGAGAAAUAGUAGUAAAAAAUGUAAGACUAGAUAAUGGUAAAGAAUUCACAUCAAGUUCAUUCAAAAACUACUGCAAAUCACGAGUAAUAAGGAUUUAGUAUAUGUGCCCAUACACACCCCAGCAAAAUGGCAAGUCUAUAAUAGAACUAGGAUCAAGUUCAUCAAGAGGAAGUUACCAAAGACCCCAUGGUGAGAAGCAAUUAGAUGUUCAGCUUACAAACUAAAUAGAAGCCUAACAAAUGCCAAUGAGAAUUUGAUAUGUAAUCGUAUAUAUAAUAUAUGAGAUAUUAAAAAAAUAAUUAAGACUUCUUGUAUCUAAUUAUGAUUUUUCGAGGUACGUAAUGUCACGAUUAAUCGGCGAAACAAUCGGAAAAUACUGCGUAAUAAAAGAGAACAUAUCCAUUAUUAUUACCAGUGUUUACAAAAAACAAUUUACAUUACUACUUAAAUCAAACCUUAUCUAACUCUGAUUUAGUUGUAUAUUAUUACGAAUGAAAAAGUAUAUGACGUAUAAAAUCGUAGAGAUGCGAAAACUCCAAAAAUCAUCUAGAAUAUUUAAAUAAUUGUACUCAUUUAACAAGAAAAAUCAAUUUCCUAUACUAACUGAUCUAGCAAAGCUUUUAAAAGAAUAUUGCGCAUACGAGAGAAUGAAGCAGUCCGUUUGGAAUCGUAGAACAUCAUUGCGUGUUUAUAAAGACGUCUACAAGAGGAAUUUCCUUAGCGAUUCAGAUCCAGAGAUUCGUCGCGCCGCUGCUCUUUGCAGUUAACUCCGAUUAUCUUUUUCGCACGCAUAGCUACGCGUGACCUGCAAUUUUGCUAGUUGGGACAAGCAUGGAUCGCUGACAUGCAGGAAACGCGAUAUUACUCCGUAUAAAAAAGAAGAGAAUAAGUAAAGGAAAAUUUGUUUGUAUGUUGAAUCAUGUUUCACAAAAUAAUGCCAUUAUUUAUGAACUUUAUUCUUUAACGUUUCCUUGAGAAUAUUAUCGAAUACGAGGAAACAAAGGAGGAAACAGGAAAAUGGAGGAAAACAAUAAUUCUAAGAAAAUGUUAUCGUUUAUCAUAAUUAUGGAGAAUAAUCGAAUAAUAUUAAUGUAUGGUCGAAUAGAAGAAAACAAAAAUAAAUAAAGAAGAGAUAAGAUAAUAUAUGUACAUAUAAUAACUAUAAGAGAAUGUUCAUUGGAGAAUGAUUUAAUAUGUUUGGUACCAUUCCUAUGCAAAUGGUCAGCAAUUUUCUUCCUAGAGGUCAUCGCACAAGGAAGUGAACGGAAACUCGGUCCUCCAGUGGAACUUGAUAGAAAUUGCGUUUAAAAAGGGGACAGAGAAAGCGGAAGACAGAAUUAUUGCGUGAUCUUACCGCAUAUUCUAUCAAUUUAAGUAAAAUAGUGCGGAUAUUCGUGGAAAAUCAUACUUUUAUAUGUAUAAUAAGAAAUGGGAUCUAUUAUAACCAAAAAUCAUUGAAGACAUUAAUUACACAGUAUAAGAACAAAGGAAGACAGAAUUUAAGAAUUUGGAGGCGGAAGAAAUACUGCUGUUACGAACGAAAAGGGAACUGUGGAAUAUGCAAUGACUUCUGUAGAAUGUUUUAGUGCAAGAUAUGGCAGUCAAACUUUUACGUCGCAUAAAUUGAGGAAUUAGCUUUUUAUAGCUUUAAAGAGCGUAAGCCGGUAUGGAGAAUCAGCAGGUGUGGGUGCGAGACCCUCAAGAGGGUUUCAUAAUCGGCAAGUUCAUGGACAUGGUCGACGGGGAUGCGUUGAUCAUACCAUUGGAUCCGAAAUAUCCGCAACGCACUUGUCCGCUGGACGAAGUUUAUCCUGCUGGAGAAUACACCAAAGACGUUGAAGAUAAUUGCGCUCUGAUGUACCUGAAUGAGGCCACGCUGCUCAACAACGUACGAACUCGUUACUUCAAGGAUAGAAUAUACACUUACGUGGCCAAUAUCUUAAUCGCUGUGAAUCCAUAUUGGGAGGUCAAGGAUCUUUAUUCUGCUGAAACGAUCAAGGCUUAUAAGGGAAAGUCUUUGGGAGAGACGCCACCUCAUGUUUUCGCUAUUGCGGACAAAGCGUUUAGAGAUAUGAAAGUACUGAAGCAAUCGCAAAGUAUCAUCGUUUCUGGCGAAUCAGGAGCAGGGAAAACCGAAUCUACCAAGUAUCUGCUACGAUAUCUCUGUGACUUAUGGGGAUCAACGGCUGGGCCGAUCGAACAGAAGAUUUUAGAUGCUAAUCCAGUGCUGGAAGCUUUUGGAAACGCAAAGACCAAACGAAACAAUAAUAGUUCUCGUUUUGGUAAAUUCAUGGAGGUUCAUUUCGAUUCGAAAUGUCAAGUGGUCGGCGGUUACAUUUCCCAUUAUCUGUUGGAAAAGUCGAGAGUGUGUCUUCAAAGUCCUGACGAGAGAAACUACCAUGUCUUUUACAUGAUGUGUGCCGGAGCACCUCCAGAACUUCGCUCGAAACUUGGGAUCACGAGGCCAGACGAUUUUCAGUAUCUAAAGAAUGGUUGUACGCAGUACUUUUGCAACGAGGAGUCGGAAAAAAAAUUGAACGACGCUCAAAAGAGUCGCGAUCAGAGCAUGAAAGGUACCUUGCACGAUCCAAUUUUGGAUGACGUUGAAGGAUUCAAUGCCAUCGAUCAAGCUUUAACACGUCUUGGUUUAACUGAAGCGGAAAGAAUGGAAAUUUAUACAAUGGUAGCUGCGGUACUCCACCUUGGGAACAUCACAUUCGAGGACAAUCCCGAAGAUACGAAGGGCGGCUCUAGGAUAUCCGCUAACUCUGAGAAAGCAGUAUUAAUGAGUGCGAAGUUAUUGGCUGUUGAUCCCGAGGAACUCAGACAAGCUUUGGUUUCGAAAGUAAUGCAGACUAGUCGCGGCGGUAUCAAGGGAACGGUCAUCAUGGUACCACUGAAAGUCUACGAAGCCAAUAAUGCCAGGGACGCUCUGGCUAAAGCUAUUUACAGUAAAUUAUUCGAUCAUAUCGUAGCUCGUAUCAAUAAGAGUAUUCCUUUUAAAGCUUCGAGCUAUUAUAUUGGAGUUUUAGACAUUGCAGGGUUUGAGUACUUUAAGGUCAACAGUUUCGAGCAAUUUUGUAUAAAUUAUUGUAAUGAAAAGCUACAACAAUUUUUUAAUGAAAGGAUCUUGAAAUACGAGCAAGAUCUUUAUGCAAGAGAAUCGCUUAAUGUGCCGAAGAUAUCUUACGUGGAUAAUCAGGACUGCAUUGAUUUAAUCGAAUCGAAGAACAUGGGGAUUUUCAGUCUCUUAGAUGAAGAAUCAAAAUUACCAACUCACAGUUUUGCACAUUUUACUAGCGAAGUUCAUCGUGUUUGGAAUGGUCAUUUUAGAAUAACCCUACCGCGAACUUCUCGUUUGAAAGCCCACCGAGAAUUGCGUGACGAUGAAGGAUUCGUAAUUCGUCAUUAUGCUGGUGGUGUUUGUUAUCAAACGAAUCAAUUCAUUGAGAAAAAUAACGAUGCUCUACAUGCUUCCUUGGAAGCAUUAAUUCAAGAAAGUAAUAACAAAUUUCUAAGAACACAGUUUACCAAUAAUUCUCGUCAGAAAGGGAAACUUACUUUCAUCAGUGUAGGCAGUAAAUUUAAAACACAACUUGGGGAACUAAUGGAUAAAUUAAAAAGCACAGGAACAAAUUUUAUUCGCUGCAUCAAACCGAAUAGCGAGAUGGUGGCUCAUCAAUUCGAUGGAAACAGUAUUUUGGGACAGCUUCGUUGUUCUGGAAUGACGUCUGUUUUAGAACUCAUGGAACAUGGCUAUCCUAGUAGAGUUCCAUUCCAGGAAUUGUAUAACAUGUACAAAUCGUAUCUUCCGCCAGAAUUGGCCAAACUGGAGCCCAGAUUUUUUUGCGAAGCGUUGCUUCAUAGCUUAAAAUUGAACAAGAAAGAUUUUAAGUUUGGAAUUACCAGAGUUUUUUUCAAACCUGGAAAAUUUGCUGAAUUCGAUAAGAUCAUGAAAUCAGAUCCUGAGAACCUAAGGAAGUUAGUAGCUAACGUAAAGAAGUGGUUACUUAAGUCUCGGUGGAACAAGAUGCAAUUUUGUGCGUUAUCUGUGAUCAAAUUGAAAAAUAAGAUCAUCUAUCGAAGACAACAUUUAAUUAUUUUACAAAAAACAGCGAGGAUGUACAUAGCUAAGAAGCAACAUCGUCCUCGCAUAAAGGGAACAGCGAAGAUUGAGAAGUUGAAGACACAGUUAAGUGGCAUGGAAGAAACGUCCGAGCAAUUGAAAAAUCGUGAAAAACCUAUGGGCGACAUUAAAAGACUGCAGAGGGAUUUGAAUGCGGCUAUUGAGAAAAUAAAGAUGAAUGAAAAAAUAAAGCCAGUGGAAAUCGAUUCUUUGUAUACGAAUUUGGUGAACCAAGUGAACAAACAAAUGGCGUUGUUGCAAGAUAUGGUCGAGCAACAGAAGAUUGCCGAGGAACAAGCAAGGCUGAGAAAGAUUCAACAGGAGUUAGAACUCGAAAAGCAGAGAAAAGAAGAGGAUGAACGUAAAAAGAGAGAGGAGGAAGAAAAUAGAAGAAAGAAACACGAUAUCGAGAUGAGAAGGAAGGCAGAAGAGGAGCAAAAGAAAAAGCAAGAAAAAGAAGAUAAGAAAUCUGAUGAGCUUCGUAAAGCACAGUUGGAAAAAGAAGCAAUGGAAAACAGCAAAUAUCGCGAGUUAUUGGAGCAAGAAAGAAGGGAUCAUGAAUUGGCAGUCAGAUUAGCUCAAGAAUCGAAUGGUCAAGUCGAAGAUUCUCCACCAUUUGUGCGAAGCGGUUCCGAUGUACGAGUACCAUCAAACAACAACAGAUUAGCAAGAUCGGAGCAAGUGCGCAAUAAUCAGGCAGCUAUGGCCAAUAAAAAAUACGAUUUAUCUAAGUGGAAGUAUUCGGAAUUACGAGACGCUAUAAACACAUCCUGCGAUAUCGAAUUGUUAGAGGCUUGUCGUCAUGAAUUCCAUCGAAGAUUAAAAGUUUACCACGCGUGGAAAGCGAGAAAUCGCAGGCGAACAACCAUGGAUGAAAAUGAAAGGGCACCAAAAUCUAUUAUGGAAGCCGCGGCCAAAACCUCAGUGCCUCAAAUGAAACAGCCCAUAAUCGGAUCAUCGCAACGAUAUUUCAGAAUUCCCUUCGUACGACCAGCUGCAUCCGGUCAGCAAGAUAACUCGCAUACAUCUUGUAAACGAGGAUGGUGGUACGCUCAUUUCGAUGGUCAAUACGUUGCCAGACAGAUGGAACUUCAUCCUGAUAAGGCACCGAUUCUGUUGGUGGCAGGUAUUGAUGACAUGCAAAUGUGCGAACUGAGCCUAGAUGAGACUGGAUUGACGAGGAAACGCGGAGCCGAGGUAUUGGAACACGAGUUCAAUCGUGAAUGGGAGAAACACGGAGGCAAACCAUACGUACCUCCGUGUGAUCGUAAAAAAUGAGACCAUUCCAUCAAACAGACGAAAGUAGUUUUAAUAUAGAUCUUAUAAAUUUUUGUAUUAACCCACUUUGAAAGUGAACCCAUAGCACAGUGCCUUAGGAUUUGUGCCUUACUCGUUACACAAAAAAGGCAAUUCUUUGAAAAGCACGAUAAUAUUGAUUAAUAUUAUUAUCAGUUAUAAAAUUUUUCAUGAGAAGUGUAGGGAGAUAAUUGCAUCUACAGUGGAUUUAAGGAUGAGUGGACGUAUAAUGCAUAUACGCCUGAUGCCUGGUGAGAUGUGAUAUAUACACAAUAUUUCAAUUAGCUAUUUGAAUGCUCAUGUGGGAACAGGAUUCUUAAUACGAUAGAUUUAAUUGUUCAGUAUUCGAAGUCAGUAUAAAAAUGUGUUAAAAAUUUUUGUAAUUAAAAGGAAAUUAUUCGUAGAAAAAAAUAGAUCUCAUUCAAGUUGAACUUAUACCUUUCUUUGAAAGCAGGAAAAAGUAUGUAUGUAUGUCGAUUUGCCUAAUGAAAUCAAUUUAUGGUAUUAAGGUUUAUUGAAAAUCGAUGAACUUUUAGUAUAUAAAAUUCCUUCAUAUUUUGUAAUGGAAAAGGCUCAUGGUUCCUUCGAGUAAUAUACAGCAUCGUUGAAAAGACUAUCAUCUAUUAUGUAUAAGUAAUUUUACUUAUUUACAAGAUAUAUCGUUGCACAUUUAACGCGAAUUGUACGUUCGUCUUUUUAGUAGAUAUAAAAAAAUUCAUGAAAUAUAUAAUAUGCGAUCAAUUAUUCUUACAAAUAAAUAACAUUUAUGCCA